Messenger RNA from Rhizopus microsporus ATCC 52813, 1066 nucleotides. RefSeq lists its product as uncharacterized. The coding region runs from base 192 to 887 and encodes 231 amino acids. Gene Ontology annotation, molecular function: zinc ion binding; nucleic acid binding. The transcript has a single exon. The record is from RefSeq and is a predicted model, not a curated record. Lineage: Eukaryota; Fungi; Mucoromycota; Mucoromycetes; Mucorales; Rhizopodaceae.
UUCUUGCUGGCUUAACUGCCACACUCAGUAACUAUGGUGUAGUCAAGGACAAUGCCACAGGCACUUUCUUGAGUUCUGGAUACGCAGUCCUCGAUGUAUCAAAGCAAUCACUUGCUCAAGAUGAGACCCCCUUUUUGGAGCUCUCUCAUGUGAUUACCUGAGUUGAUCCGGACGUCUCUCGUUCUGGCAAAAUGUUUAUUUUGGCCUAUUGGAAUGAUAUGCCUACCUAUUGUAAGUAUUGUCAUGAAUCUGGUCAUAUCGCUUCCAGUUGCCCUAAAUCCCCUAGCGGCAAACGUGUCUGCUUCCUCUGUCUCAAACGUGGCCAUGUUCGGGCCGAUUGUCCUGAACGCACAUCCACUGCUAAGCGACGCCGUAAUGGUCGCUCUGUAGCACGCCCGUCCUCUUCAACUCAGCCUGCUUCAAGCGACACUGAGAUCACAACGUCAGAAAUAUCAAGUGGCGAAAAGGACGAUUCGAUAAUUACUCCUAAGUCUCAAGAGAUCAUCAUAGUGCAGGACCAACACUCAGAGAUCACUGAGGCAUCUGAUCUACCUGUACAUAAUCCCUCGCACUUACAUUCCAAAUAUGUCAAUGUUGAGCCUUCUAGACAAUCUACGGCAGGGAUUGACCAGAAUUCCCUCAUUUCUACCUCUCGAUCGUCUUAUCCUCCCUCGGAUACUGCAGAGGUUUACUCUGAUGCUGAAAUGGAUGAGGCCCACCAGUCUUCUGAGAAUUUAGAAGAACCUGAUGAAGCACCCUCUAGUGAUACAGAAAUGAAUGAAAUCCACAAUGACCCUAAAGCACCAGUUUCCAAAUCUUCUACACCAGGUGUUUCUGUUCGUCGUAGCGGUCGCAAUCGAAACGCUCCGGACAAGCUGAAUCUUUAAUCUUAUUAUUAUGAUAUAUAAUAAUCGCAAGGCAUUCAAGUUACUAUCUUUGAAUGGCAAUAGUUUUUUCAAAGUUAGUAAACCAUCUACACGAAAACAAUUUAUACGACACAUUCGAUCCUAUAAUCCCACAUUUGUUGCUCUGCAAGAAGUGGAUAAUAGUGAUAACCCUUCCUCAC